Hypomesus transpacificus is the source of this 3021-nucleotide messenger RNA. RefSeq names its product receptor-type tyrosine-protein phosphatase C-like. The transcript has 13 exons. Lineage: Eukaryota; Metazoa; Chordata; Actinopteri; Osmeriformes; Osmeridae. Bases 1394 to 2881 code for a protein of 495 amino acids. The record is from RefSeq and is a predicted model, not a curated record. Gene Ontology annotation, molecular function: protein binding.
UCUGAGGUUUGAGAAACACAUCCAGGAAGCUGGGCUGACAGAUAAGAGCAGGGUGAAAACGCACCGUAACAAGAAAUAAACCAGACACUAUUUCUACUUAUUUCUAAGUUUGAAACAGAGGCUCUCUGUUUCUUUCCGUGUUUCAUCUCCAUCAGGACGUAUGGUGUCUGGACACAUCAGGUCUUCAUGAUAUGGCAGGUCUCGGUGGGCCGAAGGUCUUGCUGCUUUGGGCUGGGCUGCUUGGCUUGGCCAGAUGUAAGUACUCAUUUUUAAGUGAUCAUAAUGUUGUUAGCUUUUGGAAUAGCUGGAAUAUUGUGGAAAUGCUGAACUUUGUUAGUGCAGCAUGUUUUAGAUGUGUGUGUGUGUGCACGUGUGUGUGUGUGUGUGUGUGUGCACGCACAUGUAUGUAUGUGCAUGCGCAUGUGAGUCAACUCAAGUUCCCAUUCCUCCAGCAUGGAUCUCAGGCCACUAGGAUGUCAUUUCUACAGUAUUAUUGGUUGCAUACUCAGAAAGAUUUGACCCAACAUAUAGUAACAUACAGCUCUCUGCCACAGAGAGGGAUGUGGUUGACGCUGAAUGCAGCUAGUUCUUUGUCUCUCUGUUCUGGUAUGAUCUUUUACACGUUACAUUCUGUGGGUGGUUUCACACAGAACUAAAGAAGAAUGCCACUAGGCCUCCACGAAAAAGGCAAUUCACAGUCAUACUCUCUGAAGCUUCCUCUGUUGUGAUUGCAUUUUCUCAUUUUCGUUACAACUUUCUCUGUUGAAGUCUACAACCUGAAGGGUUAUGUUUACAAUUAGUUUUAAACGGGCAAGGUUUGGUGACAGGCUCCACUCUGCCCAGCACUCCUCCAACCUUACCCACAAACACCUCCACCUCUCAGGCUUCGAGCUAAACUGCACCACCAAACGGUAACCUAUCUCUCCCUCACUUCCGUCUGUUUGGCACCCAGAACACUCACACACACACAAGCCCAGUGAAACGUGUUGACCCUCCUCUCUAUCUUAAUGCUGUCUUCCAUUUUGCAGUCAGUGAGCAGACUGACCUCUUGACAACGACACCCUCUGACCUUCCAAGCACUUCCAACCGACAAACAAACCAUUCUGCCCCAAACACUGUCGCCCCCAGCCAGGCAUUACCCGCAAGCAACUCCACCACUCAAAAUCAGUCCUUACCUACCCCACCUACCCUCACUCCAACCUCUCUUGCAAGCACCCCUCCCAGCACCAAGCCAGUCAUCCUCACCACAGGUCAGUCGUCAGGGCCGAUAGGUGGCACCCAGACUGCACCAAACUGCACAUAUUCAGUGGAAAACAUCAAACAUGACUUACGGAUCAACAUUCCCAGAUCGAAUACAUCUGACCCUGACGACUAUGUCAUCAGUCUUACUGAUAUGUCAGGCAACAAAAGCACAUAUACGGUGGAAAACACCACACCAGGCUCGGAGAUCAACAUUACCAGAUCAACUACAUCUGACCCUGACUAUGUCAUCCGUCUCACCAAGAUGCCAGGCAACAGAUGGAAAUUCAAAGAUCCCCUGAAAUGCACAAGCAUUCAAUCAAGCAAUCCACCAGUCAACUCCACUCUCUAUACACUCUCCUGUCCAAUAUAUAUGUUAAAGCCUUGUACCAACUACAGUGUGAUGGUGGAGUUAGGCAAUGAGAUCUGCAAACUAAGUGAUAAAAAGCCUUUCCACACUGGUCAAAUGGUUGAAAACGACAUCUAUCCCAAUACUGAGUGCGUCCCAGGGUAUCUUUGCUAUGAGAGUAAAUGGGAUAUUAGUGACACAAUACAGCCCAAGAAGGCCUCCAUUCAGACAUGCAAUAAUACUAAUCACCAGUGUAUCAAGUUAACCUCCGAUGACUUUUGCUCAGAACUCAAAACAAACUUUAGCUGUUUUACUCCCAACGUUAUCAAAACACCCAUCACCCUAGAUCUAUUUGAGAGAAGUUCAGUUGAAAUUGAAAUAAAAACUUCCAAUAAACUUCCUCUUCAACCAAAUUGGACUAACAAACCAAAGAACUGUAGCAAGAGUAUAGAACUGGAUUAUUCCUGUCAGGGACCAGGUGCAUCUAAUGUGACCAUCUCUAUGUUGGAGCCCUACACCCGGUAUAACUGUACUGGGCGUGUCAAACUCAACAAUCAGACAACAAAUAAUACCAAGUCCUUUCUCGUCAACGUAGAAUGCAGGUUAAACAUAACAUUGUCAAGCCCAACCCAGAGCAAUACAUCCAUUAGCCUGAGUUGGGAGACAACCUCUGAAAACUGCCCACACGAACAUCUUUUGAAGCUCUCAUACAACGGCUGCUGCACACAAGUGAAUGGCAAAACAGAAUGCUAUUCAGGGCUAGUUACAAACAGCCGUGUUGAGAUCACAGGAUUGGAACCAUAUAAAGAUCAUACAUGUUAUGUAAUUCCACAUUACAAUCGCCAGCCAGUACCGGAGAAGACAUCGUAUCCAGUAGACCUAAAGACCAAACCUGGAAUUCCUGGAAAAGUCGAGAUCUCUUCUCUGAUUUUGAAAGAAAACAAUCAUUACGAAAUUAAAUGUAGUCCACUACAGAAAGAAAAAUAUAACGGAAAGAGCAUUACAUACAUAGCCUUUCUCGAUGACGGACAGAAAAGGAAUAACAGCAACUGCCAAUUUGAUUUCAAAGAUCUUAGCUAUUCCACAACGUACACACUAACUGUGUUUGCUUUCAACGGGGAAUUCAACAGUACACCGUCAGUAAAACAUAUUGUCACUCGCUACAAUGACAAUGCUGCCCUCUGGAUCUUGGGUUUCCUCAUCAUCCUCAACUCCCUCACCCUCAUCUUCUACACAAUUUAUCUUCUGUAUCGCAAGAAGUUGGGUUACGUCCACGAUCGCUGUGUCACAUAAUGCGGCGGCUUUUGGUUUUUCCUGAAUCGGCCACGAGGGGGACGGUGUCCUCUGCCUGCUGCGCUGCCUGCCCCCUGCUGGUCGGAGGCUACCGCGCUGCCUGCCCCCUGCUGGUCGGAGGCUACCGCGCUGCCUGCCCC